UUCUACUAAUAUCUCGACGAUCUCGAGAAGUUGGCGAGAACUUUCGCUGAUAUCCGGUCUCGACUGGACUUCCGGUAUUCACAGUAGGCAGACCGAGACCGUGCGUCAGUCUCCAACGAAUGUCGUGAUUCAACCUCGCUCCGUUUACGUCUCAUUGUAGCUCUCUCGGCUGAUGAUUAAGAAAAAAAGAAAGUCUACCACCUAACCUAACCCACACCUAACAAAGCACCGGCUACGAUCAAAAACGGAUCUAACCAGCAGAUGUCUGCUUUCCAUCGAGGUCAUCUUGAAAGUUUUCACAACUUUUUGCAAUUUCUGGAUACAUAGAAUGAUGUUUAAGGAAAAAUCUGAUGCUAAUUGCCAGAUCAUUUUUGAUGUUCCAUUCACCCUGUAGAAAGUGAAACACAAACAGGGGAUGAAACGUGGAACCUUUAAUCUUUAUCGAAACUCGUCGAUUCGAUUCUUCGGUGAGUUCUUUCUACGAACUCUCUCUUUUGUUUCUGCAAAAUACGUCAAAGAAUUUGAAUUCUUCUUUUUCACCAUGUGACGAACGAAUCGACGAGACUGGCAAGGGUUUUUGGUGAAAGCCGACGACCCCGAGAGGGGAGAGUAUAUAGGCUGCGUUUCGUUUCUGGUGAGCUCACAACGAACUAACUCGUCGGCGUGUGUCGUCCGUUACGUUUCUAUUAAUCGACCUAUCGGCACCCGGGAUUCCCUUUCGUUCAUAUCUUUCGUCAGCCUUUGUGAACGACGUCGAAGAAAACCGAGCUGCGACCAUCGAAUCAUAAGUGCCAAGUGUGUGUGCCAAUAGGAUUAUAAUCCAGCUACCCUGUCGUCCAAGGAAGAAAAACGAAGAGAAAAAGCAGAGAGGACACUCGCAUGAUGGAGAGGACGCGGCGGAGUAUACGGAAGACAACUUUAAUCUUGUUGCUGCCUUUGCUAUUAGCUAGGGUAAAAUGCGAAGCUCCAUUGGUCGACAGCAGUGCGUUACCAUUGGAACACAGAUCGGUUUAUGGGCCACCGGCACAAUAUGGCCCACCAGCGACUCACGGGGCCGAAGAGAAUUGGCCACUGGCGUCUCCUGAUACUCCUCAGAUAAAACAUCUGCAAGUGCAAUGCGAAAAGACGCACAUGCGAGUGAACAUCGAAUUCGACAGGCCGUUCUACGGAAUGAUCUUCAGCAAAGGCUUCUAUUCGGACCCUCAUUGCGUUCAUUUGAAACCUGGCACGGGUCACUUAAGCGCGACGUUCGAGAUCUUCUUGAACUCUUGCGGCAUGAGCUCAUCGGCUAACCACAACGUGGCGGCUUAUGGGGCACCAACGCCGUCCGGUAGCUACGUGGAGAACACCAUAAUUGUUCAGUACGAUCCGUACGUGCAGGAAGUUUGGGAUCAGGCGAGGAAGUUGCGUUGUACCUGGUACGACUUCUACGAGAAAGCGGUCACCUUUAGGCCCUUCCAAGUGGACAUGCUCCACGCUGUUACCGCCAACUUCCUCGGUGACAAUCUUCAGUGCUGGAUGCAGAUCCAAGUGGGCAAAGGACCAUGGGCCAGUGAAGUGUCUGGUAUAGUUAAGAUCGGACAAACCAUGACCAUGGUGUUGGCCAUUAAAGACGAUGAGAACAAGUUUGAUAUGUUGGUGAGGAACUGCGUAGCCCAUGAUGGCAAAAGAGCACCCAUUCAGCUGGUAGACCAGUACGGUUGCGUUGUCAGGCCGAAGAUUAUGUCCAGGUUCCAGAAGAUAAAGAACUUCGGACCAAGCGCGUCUGUUGUCAGUUUCGCCUACUUCCAGGCCUUCAAAUUCCCUGACAGCAUGAACGUUCACUUCCAAUGUGUCAUACAAGUGUGUCGUUACAAUUGUCCCGAACCGAAAUGUGGACAUCCUGGUCCAGAAUACGGCGCACCUGCCGCUGGUCUUACCCAGGAAUACGGUCCACCGGUGCAUCAGAAUCUUGGCCCGGAAUAUGGAGCACCACCAGUACCUGAAUACGGUAUACCACCCGGGUUUGCCGAUCCUCGACACCCAAGUGGACCAGCUGGAGCGUACAGUGAACCAAACGCGGAUGUAGUACCAGCACCCCAAGCGCAAACCUCAUCCUCCUCUCCCAGUUCGACGCCAGGCGACGCGACGGCUAGCAGCUCGCCACAAAGUCCGCAGGAUAACAUUCACCUUCCUCCACCUCCACUUCCUGGUCACCCAGCAGCGGCCUACCAGACCGUGAAGAGGAAGGGAACCGCUGGUUCCGAGGAGCUCGAGGGUAACCUGGCCACCCUCGGAGGUCGGCCGAGAUCGGUCGAAGGUUUUCCAGCCGAGCUUAGGGGCGCCAGAAGGCGAAGGUCAGACGAUCAGGAACUUCUGGAUGACGAUGAUUCCAGUAUCUAUCGAACGGUCACCUUAUUCUCCACUCACGUGUACAAACGAGCAGCCCAAGAGAUGACCGACGUGAACACCUCGAGGACGAUUCAAGUAGUUGCCCCGGGUGACGUGAACUUUGCCCUGGGCACAACGAACACCAGCAACGAUACAACUGUGGUCAUUCAAAACGCCAGCGCGCCCGCCGAUCCCGAAACGAUUUGCAUGAGUUUGCCAGGUUUCGUCGGCGGUCUGGUGAUGCUUCUGUUGGUGGUGGUUGUCGCCUCGCUGGUCGCGGCGUUCCUCUUUGUCAGGGUGCGCGCUGUCGACCGGAAAAACGUCGGUGUGGCCGGAAGUGGCUUCGUACAUCCGGCUUACGCAACGGAGAACUGCAGUAUGCCGAAUCCGGAAUUCGUGAAAGUGGCCAACUGAGAGAUCGCGAGAUACUGGGACUCGGUGAAGAACCAUAGAAAGCGAUUUCUCGAGGAUGGCCGAUCACGAGGAUCAACCUGUGCUUGGAAUUGUUUAUUUCAUUUUCACGCUCGAGGUUACCUCGAACAUUCUUUUCGUUCUCUUUCGUCGUUCUUUCGAUCUGUCCUUUCCUCCUUCAUCCCAGCCUCAUCUCUUUCAGAUUAAAAACUCAAUCGAACACGUGAUCUUUACCGACCGAGUCUGCUUCGAAGAACGGGCAGAAUGUUCGGGUACCGUGUAAAUAAACGCAGUAGAAAAGCGAUUCAGCAAGCGAGAAAGAGAGAGAGAAAAAGAAAAAGGAGAACGAAUCAAAGAAUAGCUAGAACGAAGAUGUUGGAGCACGUUCCACCUGUUUGUUAGUCCUUUCACCGUUACGGGGGCCAUGCACGCGACGUUAUUUCGACAAACUUUUAAUUGCAACUCAUUCGAGAAACUUUUUGAUAUGUUAUACUUUUAAUACUUCUUAAAGCUCGGAGUGUAAUACACGACGUGUAACACGGGUGUAAACUCGAGAAAAAUAAAAAGAAAUUUCAUUUCUUGGAUCACGGUGGAACGUGCUUCAACAUUGUACGUUUCGAACCGGACUUCGUGAUACGUCGUGAUCGUUGUUAGGAACAAAGAUAGCUUAAUCACGGAGUAAAUGAAUAAAAAAAAAGAAAUCGCGAUGUGUUACGAGACGAAGGUUCGUCGGCGAUCGCCAGAGCAAUCUCGGAGGGCAUUGUAAAUAAGCCGGAAGUAGUCAGACGGCCCUUCAAGACCCGCGAGUUUCAAUCACACAAUUGUGUACACUCGAUUAUUUAUGUUUGUUUGUAUACAACGAAAGGUAUUCCCUUUUUUUUCUUUCUUCCCAUCAUCGUACCUCAUGCCUUUUCGUGUCGUCUUUAAAAAUCGUGAUGACGAUGAUCGAAGACGAUUUUAUUUAUUCUUCUUCUUUAUUACAUUUUUUCUAACUACCCUUUCGAUCGAUCUAACCCUUAAUUUAUUUAUCAAAAUUUUCUUUCGCGACGAUAGUUUCUCUUCUUCCACGUUUUUUUUUUUUUUUCAUUCUUUCUUAGUUCUUCUUACCUUUCCCUCGCUUAGUAUUUAAGCAAAUAUUCCUCGAACAGGGGAAUAUGUUCGAAGUAUGUGUCUUAAGCACACAACAGGACACGCAUACAUAAUUGUACACUUUGUGUUGGACGUGAACGUACUUAUACACGAAUGGUGCACGUGUGCGUGAGUUACAAUUUGUAUACACUGUUAUGAUGGCGCGAGGAAUGUAUACACUAAGACAAGAUUUGAUUAUUUCAUAAUUAUUUUAAUUACAUACUCAUUUUUAUUUAUACAA
Molecule: messenger RNA, 4150 nt
Organism: Osmia lignaria (orchard mason bee)
Lineage: Eukaryota; Metazoa; Arthropoda; Insecta; Hymenoptera; Megachilidae
Gene: dyl
Product: transmembrane protein dusky-like
Source: RefSeq, a predicted model, not a curated record